Messenger RNA from Scomber japonicus (chub mackerel), 1622 nucleotides. RefSeq names its product pbx/knotted 1 homeobox 2 (gene pknox2). The transcript has 13 exons. The record is from RefSeq and is a predicted model, not a curated record. The coding region runs from base 153 to 1622 and encodes 489 amino acids. Lineage: Eukaryota; Metazoa; Chordata; Actinopteri; Scombriformes; Scombridae. Gene Ontology annotation, molecular function: DNA-binding transcription factor activity, RNA polymerase II-specific; RNA polymerase II cis-regulatory region sequence-specific DNA binding. Gene Ontology annotation, biological process: regulation of transcription by RNA polymerase II.
AAAAUGUUCUGUACUGAACCCCCCUCAAAAAUGGAAUUUCUCUUGGUGGCAGCUUUGUGUGGAGAGUUGGAUACUGGGCCACGGAGCAAGCACAAAUCUGAAAGCUGCGGCAUUGCUGUGGGCAAGCUAACUUCUCAAUGUGAAGCAAUCCCAUGAUGCAACAUGUGUCCCCAGCACCUGCAGUGACAAUGAUGGCCACCACCCAGAGCGUUCCUCCACCAUCGUACCAGGAGAGCCAACAGAUGACGGGCACCACUCAGCAGAACACUAAGACCCCACAGGUCCAUAUCCCAGCAGCCUCUGCAGCAGGAAAUACCUCUGUCAGUGUGACCCUUGACCCCCAGGCCCAGCUUGAGUCUGACAAGAGGGCUGUUUACAGUCAUUUUCAAAGACAUCCGUUGUUCCCUCUGCUUGCGUUAUUGUUUGAGAAAUGUGAGCAGGCCACGCAGGGAUCCGAAUGCAUCACUUCGGCCAGCUUUGAUGUGGACAUCGAAAACUUUGUGCACCAGCAGGAGCGAGAGCACAAGCCCUUCUUCAGUGAAGAUCCGGAGCUGGACAACUUGAUGGUAAAGGCAAUUCAGGUGUUGCGGAUCCACCUACUGGAGUUAGAGAAAGUCAAUGAGCUCUGUAAGGAUUUCUGCAACCGUUACAUCACCUGCCUCAAGACCAAGAUGCACAGCGACAACCUCCUCCGUAACGACCUCGGAGGACCCUAUUCUCCAACACACACCGGUCUCAGCAUGCAGCAGGAACUAAUUCAGACCUCCUCUCCAUCCAUGACCUCUGUCUCCAGCUCUGUUAACCCUUCAGGGAUUGUGGUGCCCGCCGGGGGUCUGCAACAGGGCAAUGUCGCCAUGACUACCAUCAACUCUCAAGUGGUAUCAGGUGGGACCCUGUACCAGCCGGUUGCCAUGGUGACAUCGCAAGGGCAAGUGUUAACGCAGGCGCUGCCGCCGGGAACCAUACAGAUCCAGAACUCACAGCUUAACAUGGACCUGUCGUCCCUGUUGGACAGUGAAGACAAGAAGUCCAAGAAUAAGAGGGGGGUCCUGCCCAAACAAGCCACCAACAUCAUGCGCUCCUGGCUCUUUCAGCAUCUCAUGCACCCAUACCCAACAGAAGAUGAGAAAAGGCAGAUUGCAGCACAAACAAAUCUAACCCUUUUGCAAGUCAACAACUGGUUCAUCAAUGCUCGUCGGCGUAUCCUCCAGCCUAUGCUGGAUGCCAGUAACCCUGACCCAGCUCCCAAAGCAAAGAAGAUGAAGUCCCAGCACCGUCCCACACAGCGCUUCUGGCCCGACUCCAUUGUGGCUGGAGUCCUGCAGACGCACAGAUCUCAAACAGGAAACAACUCAGACAACCCGCUGAGCAUGGACAGCCUCCAGUCUCUGUCGUCAGACUCGGCCACCCUGGCCAUGCAGCAGGCCAUGCUGGGAGCCGACGACUCCAUGGACGGCACCGAAGAGGAGGACGAAGAGGAGGAGGAGGAGGAAGAAGAGGAGGGAAUGGAGGAGGAGGAAGAGGAGGACGGCGAGGAGGAAAACGACAGGGGGAGGCAGAUGUCUGGAGGAGGAGGAGGAAGGAGAGAUCUGAGCAUGGAGCACAGAGAGGAACUGGAGUAG